UGACUAUUUCCGUUGUCUAAGCACAGAAAUAUGCAAUAGAGCGCAUGUUUAAUGUGCAACACUCAUUUUUGGACUAAUGGUGUCCUCUUGUGGUGUGCUGCCAAACAGAAUGCAACAAUAGUAAGAAAAAACAUGUGUGUGUACGGCAAAAUAUGAUUUCUCCUAUGAAACAUGUGCUUGUUUUGUCAAUAUUGCAGGGUUUUGGGCACUGAAUCUGGUUAAACAUGUAUAAAUGAGUUGAUUUUGUCUCUGCUUGGCUGAAAUACAUUCAUAGAUAUGAAUUGUUUUCAUACUAUAUUGCUUGAGGUUCUCCCUAAACAGAGAGAUGGUCCAUAUUCAUUGUUUCAGCUGAACACAACUGAAAAAAGUCUGUGCAUUACUAGGAGACAGCAUAUAGCUUCUCUGAUGCUUUUUUGAGUAAUAGAGACAAAGCUGUUACAUUUAGCAGAACGUAGGUUAUAUUAGGUUCUUCUGGUUAAAACAAACUUGUUCUUCACUUAGUGGUACUUGAAGUGUUAUUCAGAAAUUUUCCUCAAGUAAGACAGCAACACUUUGCUCUAGUAUAGCUCAUGUAAACAUUAAAAAUACACUGUGAUAAAACUACCAGACAGUUUACUUUUCUCUCAAAGUCACUUGAUUAAUUGUAACUGAAAAGUUUUGAAUAGUUUCUACCCACUCCUUAUGCUAUGGUCCCUACACACGCACGUUUGCAUUCCCAACACAAGGGGCACUGUCGGGAAACGCCCUCACUAGAACAACGGAACCAUUGCUAACUUUCACCCAAAGAUUUCUCCGGACGUGUUUCUUGUACGGACCCGGCUUCUGCUUUGUUUACUUUUUAUUUUACAGCCUCAAAUCUACCAACAAAUCGCUUAUUAGUAACAUUUUCAAACACCCAGCUCUCGUCUAUCGCUCUCGUUUUUUGUUUCCAUCUAUAACCGCCUCUUUUAAUGCCAACAUAUAUGUAUUUAUUUUACCUUUUUGAACGUACAGGCGCUUAGGGAGGUGUAGCCAUGUCCGCUGAGCGACAGAUGUUCCCGUCGCUGUUCUCUCCGCCGCCUUUCGCUGCAGUCGGAGCGGUAGAGAGUGCCGUGGAGCCUGUGGUCAUUCCCCAGUCAGAGGUGGAAACAUUCAGGAUGUUCCUGAACGAGCGGCUGACGGCAGCAGUGGAGGAUAUUCUGAGCGUGUUCGGGAAGACAGUGGCUCGGUACCAGGAACAGAUAAACUGCCAGCAGCGGGAGCUGGACAGCCUGAGGUCCGGGGAGCGCGAGUGGAGCCGGGCAACAGAGCCUCUGCAGGACUCAUCCUGGAUGAAGAAAUGUCCUGAACAUCAGAGCCUUGAUGCCCCACUGUUUCAUACCGACAAUCUUAUUGAGAAAGUCGUCGACACUUCAGCUGCUCUGAUUAAGUCAGAAGGUGUGGAUGAGGACUGUGGAGAGUCGACAACAUGCCAUGACUCUAGUUUAACACACCAGCUGGAUCCAGAAGCAGGGAGUGAUGACCGAGUUAUCUGUGAGGACUCUGACACAGAGAACAGCGAGGACGGCUGGAGAGACGAUGCCACAUUGUGGAAGUCAGAGGAAAUGGCAGAAAACAAAGAUCAGAGUUCAAGUUCAGAACCUCAGGCCUCCACUGAUCCGCCACAGUUUGGCUGCCAGAUUUGUGGCAUCACCUUCCAGAAGAUGGGCUACCUGAUCACCCACGCUGCAGUGCAUCAGGAAAACUGUGGAGUUUGUGGGAAACAGAUGGAACAAAUGGAAAGCAUCAAGCUUCACCUGAAAGCUCACAGAGAAACGUCAUUCCGCUGCAGCGUCUGUGGGCAGAGCUUCACGCUGCGGGGGAACCUCCGCAUCCACAUGAAGAUCCACUCGGGCGAACGGCCACACAGCUGCAGCAUCUGCGGCAAGAACUUUGGCCGGCGGGCGUCGCUGGUGCGCCACGUGCGCAGCCACAUGGGCGAGAAGCCGUUCGCCUGCAUGUACUGCGGCCACAGCUUCACGGAGAAGGGCAACCUGACGGUCCACCUGCGGACACACACAGGAGAGAGGCCGUACCGGUGCUCCAUGUGCGCCCGCAGCUUCAGUCAGUUGUCCAGCUUCUAUAAACACCCGUGUCAGAAGAAAGGCCUGAUCUGUUCUGCCAUUACUGCCACCUGACAGCUGGGACACGUGAGCAGCUGCAGAAGGGCUUCCCCUGUGAAACAGAGCAAAGUAAUGGACACUUUUAUCAAAGUAACAUUUCAUCAGGGUUUAUUGAUGACUAGAAACUUUUUUUAUUCUCUCUGUUUCAAAUAUUUCAGUCAUUUUAUUUUAAUUUUAGGAUUUUUUGUCUUCAAACCAUAGGGUUAAUAUGCACAAAUAUUUAAUAAUUAGCUUUUUGAACACCUGUGGAAGCAGUAACUGAGCCCUGCUCUUUGUAAUUACAGAUAAUUUUUUUUUGGUUUAUUAGAUUUACAAGGAAAAGCAAUUUUGAAAAACUGUUAAUUAAAAAUCAAAAAUAUUGAAGAAAAAAAACUUCAGUCACUAUUCUCUAGCUUUAUCCUAAGCAAUAAAACAAUAAACUUUUUGAAAAAUUGUUAGAAAGGUGGACAUAAUAGAAUUAAAUGUCACAUUAAAACAUCCUGCAAAAUUCUACUGAAAAAAAACAAAUCUAUUCACAGUAAAUGAUUACAAUAGGUGCAUGCAGCUGCACACCCUUAGAUUAAUACUUUGUACAUUUUUGUUUAAUUCCAGCAUUUAGUUUUCUUUGGUAUUAGUCAUAACUUCAUGCCCAUCUCUUGGCUCAUUAAUGUUGUAUUUGGAAAGACUUUCUGCCAAAAUUGUCUAACUCUAUCAGAUUGAGAGGACUUCUCUGUCCAUGUCCCUCUUCAGAUGUUCCCAAAAUUGAUGGCACAUAGUGGCGGUUUCUGAUAUAGGGAACAUGGGCAACCGCCUAGGGCGGCAUCUUGUGGGGGCGGCAUGAGACUCCCCCACAUCCCCAUCCCCAGUCUUCCAAUUGUUAGCAGUUUUCUGCAUCUUUGUUUUAUUGUUAUUUUGGAUUUUGUUCCCACUAACAUUUAUUCUUGUAAAAUGUUUGGAUCUGAUUCUUAAACAGUUGUUUAAACACUCAAAAUAGUGGAGUAUCUACAGUGAUGUGAAAGGCUUUUAAGAAACCAUCAUACAAAUUUAACCUUUUUUUUACUACUCUACCUCAGUUUUUACUUAAUUUUGGAGGAUGUGUUGUGUAAAAGAUAUGCUUCAUAAAAAAUAUGGGACCAUUUAAAAUGAAAGGUUUAUGGUAAAUUGGAUCAACUGUCGAUUUUAGCUGCAGGUUUUCUAAUUGGUUCCAUCUUUACACGCCACUUGCUAGAAAUAUUACACAGCUCUGUCAUUGGAAAUAUUUUGUUGGAAGACAUUUGCAGUUCUCUUUGCUAAAGUUGUGUCUUUAAGAUGAUGAGUUUACUUAUUUUUAUACUGAUUCUAAUUUCUUAUACUCUAGGCUAAAGUUAACACAAUUUGUCUGGAUAAAAGUUGAGACUUUUGUUGUGUGGAAGAUUAUAAUAAAUACAUGUUUGUAGGAAGAAAACCAAAGUUUCAUUAAAUAAACUAAGACUUGUCAUAA
Messenger RNA from Xiphophorus hellerii (green swordtail), 3600 nucleotides. RefSeq names its product zinc finger protein 32-like. The transcript is spliced from 2 exons. Gene Ontology annotation, biological process: regulation of transcription by RNA polymerase II; epidermal cell differentiation. The record is from RefSeq and is a predicted model, not a curated record. Gene Ontology annotation, molecular function: RNA polymerase II cis-regulatory region sequence-specific DNA binding; DNA-binding transcription factor activity, RNA polymerase II-specific. Gene Ontology annotation, cellular component: nucleus. The coding region runs from base 1014 to 2156 and encodes 380 amino acids. NCBI's taxonomy places the organism in Eukaryota, Metazoa, Chordata, Actinopteri, Cyprinodontiformes, Poeciliidae.